Magallana angulata is the source of this 1448-nucleotide messenger RNA. RefSeq lists its product as uncharacterized. Bases 1 to 645 code for a protein of 214 amino acids. The record is from RefSeq and is a predicted model, not a curated record. Lineage: Eukaryota; Metazoa; Mollusca; Bivalvia; Ostreida; Ostreidae. The transcript is spliced from 6 exons.
AUGGGAUCCACAAGGCAAGCUACAGUGACAGGAAUUAAUGCGCCAAUUGAGGAAGUAAAAAAUGCCUUCUUUGAUCCUCGAUAUUUAAAUGACAGAGCCCCCAUUAGCGAGGAAGACAUAACUGACUUUGCCCGUAAACUCCAUCAGUGCCUGUUUGGGAGGAUAACAGUGGAAAUUGACACCCUGAGAAAACCAUUGUCAACCGACGCGGAUUACUACCAGGUGCUGCGGUUCAUUGACCAUCAACUCCCAGAAAGCAUUGCUUUGGAGGGAUUUAUUGCAGAUUUUGAAGUAGCCCUGUGGAAGGCCUUAAAGGACCGGUUCCCUGGAACACCCAUCCAAGGCUGUGUGUUCCACUGGACACAGGUGGUGUUAGGAAAGUCCAGGAGCACGGACUUCAGACUGCCUAUAACAAGAAGCACUCAGUCUACAAGUUCGUGCGCCAACUCCUGGCCCUGCCAUUUGAUCCUCCCACCUGAGCACAUUGAGGAGACCUUCCUACGUCUGGAUGGUCGUGCACCAGAGGUUCUUGCUCCAGUGAUGGACUUUGUUUACAGGACGUGGAUCCGUUCUUCAGUCUUCAAGAUCGAUCACUGGAGUGUGUUCAUGACUUCCAUCCGGAUGAACAAUGAUGUGGAGGGAUAGCACAACCGCCUAAACACCAGUGUUGCCACCAGGGGAUUGGUUCCCUUCUACCAUCUUCUUCUUGUUCUGCACAGGGAAGCGACCAACAUCACAGUGCAGAUGAAGAUGGUGUCUGAAGGGAAGAUGCAGAGAUUCCAAAGGUAGAGGACCUUACAGGUGGAAGGUCAUGUCUUCAAGCUCUGGAACGACUACUGUGAAAGAUCGAUCAGCACGAGUGAACUGUUAAAGGGCCGUGCUGCCAUUUAUGGACCACCAACUUUGAACAUGUGAUUCAUAUUGAUAUCGUGACACUUGUGUCCCCCUUCGUAAAUUGUGCAUCUUGUAAUGUAAAAAUAAGUAUGUUUGUUAUUUGUUAUUAUUUAUUUAUUAAGUAUGUUUGCAAGGUAGGAAGGCAUUAUUUGUAUUGAAAAAAAAUAUUAGAAACAUGUUUCUUAAUCAUAAUACUUUGCUAUCAUUGUUUGAUUGCUUUGUUGGCAGUGUCAUUAACUAUGCUUCUGAGGUAUGGGGUUCAUUCAAAGCACCUAAUAUAUUGAGAAACUUCAUCUUGAUUUUUGUAAACAUAUCUUGGGAGUUAAAAGGUCAACUUGAAUAAGGACGCUGUCCUCUGCUGUACCAAAGAAUGUUCAAUAUAGUUAAGUUCUGGUAAAAAAAAAUACUGUACCAUAAUAAUUGUAUUAUUCAACAUUGCUACUAAACACUUUAUGACUGAGUCGAAAAACAUAAUGCAAAAAACUGGUUGUAUCAUGUUAAAGAUUUUUUUGCCUAUGUUUAAAAUUCAUAAUGAAUAAAAAGGUGGAUGUAGC